CGAGGUUGGGAUUGUUUUUUGCUCUUUGCGAUUUGCUACGUUUCGCGUUGCGCCGGCCUCCAAUAUGCGGCACCUCCUUCGGGAGCCGGUGGCUUUCAGAUGAAGCAACUCACCGAUGAUAGUGCCGGCUCCGGUAUCACGACGCAGCAGGCGCGGGCCGUUCAGCUGCCAAAACACGUCACUCCUCCAGCCCUCACAUGCCCCUCCCCUCUUGGCUGCCUUCCUCGCAGCGCACCACUCCUCAGCCUCGUAUGCAGCGGCGCCGUCCAACCUUGCCACCUCGGUGCCUCCGCUCCGACGGUUUGUCGUCUUUGCCGCCACCCGCCAUGCCCGAGCCACCUCCCCCUUGAUGGUAGAGCUUCCGGGGAUCAACGUUCUCGCCUCGCACAUUUUCUGCUUCGUAUGGGCCCCUUGCGCCAGCCAAUAGCUGAUGUAGCAUCGCAGCUCACCAGCGGGGUUAUGCUGCAUUACAGAGGCAAAGCUUACUGCCAGGGAUGGCUCACCGGAGAAGGCAGGGCUACACUACGGCAGUGCAGCUCACGAACGGGGACAACACGUCUCACUGACGAGGCAUGCGAUGCAGCAGCUGUCAGCAGCCCUGCACAGGUCUGCAGCUGCAUCCUCUCCAAUUCUAUCACCCGUUGCUUACAAGUUUCUGCAAAAAUAAGAAUGAAUUUGACUACAAAUGCGGCUGACAAGGACUCCUACUUGAUGAAGAGAAAUUCAGGCUACAUGCCUUGCCUAAGAAAUGAAGCGGAGGUAGAAGAGUUUGAGUGUGUUCAAGUUCAGAUGCUAUUUGAAUGCUUGAGACCAGCAACAAUCAUCAAACCAUAUAACCAUCUUUCCUUUGCCUUUUGGUGUAUGAUUAGAAAAGCUGGCCACAGAUGAAGAUGUUCUAAUGUGUACUUCUGCGAUGAUUGUUUGUUCCCCCAUAAACAACAGCAAGGGAAAGGAAAAGAAAACAGAGGAACAAAUAGCCUCAAUAUUUAGGCGUGAUUCAAAGCAAGAUACCAUACAAAGAUAUCAUUAGGCAGGAAUAACUUUUGUACCUGUUCAGAAAUACCAGGUAGCUAUGAGACGCAUCACAAAGCAUAUCUUUUUUUUUUCUACUGCUCUUGGACGUAUGAAAUCUCAAUUGGGAAUGUUUUCUUUUGAUAAUCAAACAUUCCAUUGGCAUACCACUGGAUCACUUAGUGACAUGAUGGCAGCGAGACAUUUCCUACUUUUUACCUGCAACCUGUAUAACAUGCUGUGAGGCUAUGACAUCUGCCUUUUAUGCAUAAAUCAUGUCAUAA
This is a messenger RNA of Panicum virgatum (switchgrass), 1295 nucleotides long. RefSeq lists its product as uncharacterized. The record is from RefSeq and is a predicted model, not a curated record. NCBI's taxonomy places the organism in Eukaryota, Viridiplantae, Streptophyta, Magnoliopsida, Poales, Poaceae. Bases 100 to 888 code for a protein of 262 amino acids. The transcript is spliced from 4 exons.